Molecule: messenger RNA, 3638 nt
Organism: Hippoglossus stenolepis (Pacific halibut)
Lineage: Eukaryota; Metazoa; Chordata; Actinopteri; Pleuronectiformes; Pleuronectidae
Gene: fam241a
Product: family with sequence similarity 241 member A
Exons: 2
Coding region: 88-519 (143 amino acids)
Cellular component (GO): intracellular membrane-bounded organelle
Source: RefSeq, a predicted model, not a curated record
UGCUCAGUACAGACAAGCACCGCUAAACAAAGGUGACUGGCCCUGCCUGUGUUCCGGAGUGAAGCCUGGCUCUACCGCAGUGGAAACAUGUCCGCUGCACCGCCUGUCACAGACCGGCAUGUUUUUAACCGACGUGAACGUGAGGAGCCCCCGGCGCUGAACCGGAGAGGAGGCGGACACGCAGCUCCACGACAGACCGCACCACACCUCCAGCGUCACCGGGCUGAUGGCAGCCAGACCCGACCUGGACCACCCAUUGAUCCCAGUGCCGGGUGGCCCCAUGUGGACGACCCCACCACCAGAGAGCCUCAGCUGGAUGACUGUGAGCGGAUGGGGACUUUGUUUGGGAUGCUCAACAAGUGCCUGCGAGGGAUGGGCUUCAGCCAGAUGUACUUUGGAGACAAGAUAGUAGAGCCAGUGGUGAUUGUGUUCUUCUGGCUGCUGCUCUGGUUCCUGGGUAUUCAGGCCCUGGGACUGGUGGGAACUCUGUGCAUCAUCAUCAUCUACAUCCAGAAGUAAUGAGAGCCGACGAUAAGCAAAGCCUGCUGUUUUCUUUGGUUAAUACUUACACAUGCAGGACUGUAAUAGCAACGGAUGUCAUGACGGAAUAUUAGGUGGAUCUAUGGUUUUUAGGGGGGGGGGCCUGUGGAGAGGGCUUUACUGCUCUGUAGUGAUAGAGACAGACGGACCUUAGCUGCUUUCUGGAAAUGCUGUAAAGCUUGUUGAGUCAGGAUUCUUCAGGAUUGUCUGGUCUGGAGCGUCUCCAGCCUCAGUAGAGAGCAAGCGAGCUGUCCUGCUGCCGCUGCUGACGUGACAUAAUGGUAUUGAUCCUGUGAUUUAAAGGAACCGAAACCCAUGGUGGGAAAUGCUUUGUUUCUGUUUGAGUCAGAGGCCAAGAGUUCCAGUGCUCAGGAGAUCAAACUGCACCCAUCUGUGUGGAGUCUCACACUUUGCUGUCAUACACUGUGAAUGUGGCGUGCAGGCACAGCAGUAAUAUGACUUCAAUCACUAAGCGUGGGAAACAGUGUCUGGAAGUAAGCUGACACAGAAUACAUAAUUUGUUCUUUUGAAACCUUUUUUGCUGUAAAAUGUUUACUCUGUGAGCAGUUCACCAAGCGCUCUCCAACAGUCUGUCACAAAUUCAUCUCUUGAAAUAACCUUUGAUUAUCUUCUGGCCCACCAAUCACUGGUGAAGAAAUAAUUGGCCUGUGGUCCAAACUUACUUGUGCUAUGUAUGCACACUAUAUUCUGAUGAAUGGAAAAGUGGUUGAACAAAAACGUGUUCAAACAGACCUAUCAAUAGCCCUGAAAUUGCACAUGUCUAAUAAAUACAAGUAGAAGUCUUCUCAAGGGAGUAGUCAGAAAUGUGAAGAAUGUAAAUAUGCAAUUCUCACAGUCAUGGAAAGGUUUGAAAUUGGUAAAAUGGAUAAAACUUAAAACUGGGAUUUGCUUUGGAAAAUGUGUUCAACAGAUCAAAUAUUCUCAUUCCAAUUCAACUGUGGAUUGACAGAGUACCUUUGUAUACUGGGUGAAACUUACAGUAACGUACAGUUUGCUUUGUCUUCCAGUUAGUCCAGUUAAUGUUCAGCUGAGGGACUUUACAGUGUUAAUGUUUGCAUAGCGCUGGCCGGGUAAACUGAUGAUGUCAAGAUAAGCAUAUCACCCUGGAUGUUUCUUAGGGCUUUGGUUACAUUUCAAAAUGCUGUGUAUAUUCAAUAUGUAUUUUUAGUCUGCAUGACAUUUAGGUUAACUGGACCUAUCGGCCUGUUUUAUUUAAGGGGGAUUAACUCUAAGGGCCCUAACUACCUGGAACAGGGCAGUGCUGAGUGUAAUGCGAAUGUACCCGCCUCCAUCUAAGCACCCAUGGGUGUGCUGGUCUUAAAAUGAGGUGUGGUCAGACACAUUUUUGGUGCAUGAUAUCUUGAGGCAGUGGAAAGAGACAGUGGUGCAGAAUUUGACUUUUAUUUUAACGCUCAUUAUCAGAGAGGGAUAUGCUUUUACAAAAGCAGAUGCACAACUAGUGCACAUUCAGCUUGUUAAACAAACACACACACACACACACACACACACACACACACACACACACACACAUACACGCGCGCGCAUGAUCUCUUUUAUCUGCAGAGAAAUGUUCUCUCCUAUUGCCAGAAAGGUCCACCAUCAUAAUAUGAAUCCAUCAAGGUCCCAGCUCACCUGGCUUAUAAAGGGAUUGGGAGCUGGUGCUCUGAUUGGUUUGUUGCAUGUUACUCCCAAAACACCCAUUUCUUAAAGGAAUAGUUCACCCUAAACACUUUUGGAGUUUCAGGGGUAAACAGCAUUGCAGGCGUUUUGGGUGAACCAUGCCUUUAAGAGACUAUAAAUACACCUUUGGAACCAUGAGCCUGGCACAGUGACAAUGUUUCCUGCAAUUAAGCAAACAGAAAUGGAUUUGGAUGCAAACUAAAUGCAUUCUUUUCCAUGAGUUUAUAUCAUUUUAAUAGAGCCCUGAAUGCCUUUUUGAAUGCCCUGGGCAAGAGGAUGAACCUCAAAUGGCCAUCAAUGUGGUUGUGGGAUGUAUAAGUAACAUAUCUAAGUAUAGAAGUGCUGCAUGAAUGUGUGUGUGUCAGUAGGUGAAUGUGGCUCGUGGAGUUAAGUCCUUUCAGUGGUCUUUAAGACUAGAAGAGCCAUUUACCGUUAACCCCAGACUCCUGCAGUGCCCCCCACAGGGUCACCUGGGUUACACGGCCAUAAGCCUCCUGCAAGUUUACCAAACACAUGUUGUCUGGAUGAUCAAACUCCCAUAAUCCCCUUAGCACUCCUGCGAGGGUAAAGAGCUGGUCCAGUGUUCAACGGUCAGGAUGGAAUGUGCACUGUUCCUCCUGAAUCUAAAGUUUGACAAUCAGUCUGAGCCUCCUCUCCAGUCACAGAAAGACCAACCUAAAUGUUUAGUGUUCUGUGGGACGUGUUGUUGGAUGGAUGAUUGUUCUGUUUUUGUUUGAGAGAGUCGUUCUCGAGCUUUAAGUCAUGGUUGACUCCACAGUUGCUAACAUGACCACUAUCGUUUAUGAGCCAUAAGCAAGUGUACAAGUUCCCUAAACACGAUCUGCUGAAGUCACCGAGAGGAGUCAACACUUAACUGCUCUGCUCAGAUUAAAUACAUUCACAUUUAGCAUACCUUAAAAAUAUUUGCAGCAUCAUUUCUCCCCAAAACUGUUCACUGUAAAUGGUUGCGUAUGAAUGUAGAUGAAUUGUGAAACAAGGACAGUAAAUACGUAACAGUGUGGGAACACGAGGAGCUGGAUGUUAGUUUGGUUGGCCUUUAAUUGUAAUGAUAGUCUCAGGUAGUUUUUUACAGUUAAUCACAUUUCACUCUUCUGUUGUUUUUGUACAUUGUGUUGACAUAUCAAAAUGUGCAGGCGUCCAUGUGAACUGAUCACACACUGUAGUCAUCUCACUGAUUCUAAAUGUAACUGCUGAGUACAGGGGAAGCAUUACCACUCGCUCACUGAAACUCAUGCUGCAUCGGCCCUUAAGAAAAAUCUAUUCUUUUUAUCAUAACUUUGUUUGUAAGGCAUCUGUACUGAGAGAUUUAUGUGCUAAAGAAAUGUUGAAUUUAAGUGCACUUUGUAUGAUUAAAAGUGAGCGUUCCUAAAAAUGUU